Messenger RNA from Acanthamoeba castellanii str. Neff, 1092 nucleotides. RefSeq lists its product as uncharacterized. The coding region runs from base 1 to 1092 and encodes 363 amino acids. Lineage: Eukaryota; Discosea; Longamoebia; Acanthamoebidae. The transcript is spliced from 9 exons. The record is from RefSeq and is a predicted model, not a curated record.
AUGCACGUGACAGGCAACACCUCAAAUGGUGUCCUGUUUACUCAAAGCAGACAGACAUGGCUGCAAUCCAGUGAUGUCUCGAUUGACAUUCAAGGCCAACUCAGCUGUGGCAUCAACGUAGGUGAAGCUGGCCCCAGCGUCUGGAAAGAAAUUGGACCUGAACCCAGUUUCAACGCUUCAGGGUUUGGGUCAUCUGGACUCUGCCCUAUUCCUUUGCCAAGCCCCUCUGUGGAGAUCAUCAGUGUCAAGAUCAACAGCACAAGGCCCAGUGUGGAGAUCAGCCCUCGGAACUCCUCAGCAGCUGAAGGUGGUGCGGGGCAGAAGGUACAGCUAGACUUUCUCAGCUUGAGGGAGAUCACGCCCCUCGGAGUCAUCGUGUGGCAAGCGCAGCUGCAAGAAGGUUGGUUGAUGAAUGGGAGCAUGUCGAGCAACUCGAGUUACACAAGCACUUAUACCAGCAAGCUCGCCAACAACGCCACGCUGACCUACCAGUUCUCAACUUUUGAUGAUCUCCUCAUCCUUACACUCGCAAACAAUUACACAUUCAGCAUCACGCCCGCCUUCAUCAAGUUUUCGCUGCGCUUGGACCGUUGGAACUGGUCCUCUAGUGACAACAAGCUGCAAUUCCAAAUGGCCAUCGAUCCGCCAUUUGCCACCGGCGAGGUGAGGAACAACACACCUCAAGCCAGCAUCACCACACUGCUGUUGCACAGCGCGCGUGAGAGCGAUGCGAGCAUGAUCUCGCGGCUGCUCGACUUUGGUCUGACAAACAGCAGCGAGCGUGUGGCUUGCUCUAGCAUGGUAGACUCUACCGACUCAUCACUCACGAUCACCUUUGACCACUUCGAUACCGACCUAGACUAUGACCCCGACAUCUCGUUGCUCUUCGGGCGGGCUGGCCACGGCGGAGGUGACACCGGUGGGGCGCAAUGGGUGAUUGCUGUCGCUGUGGCAGUUCCUGUAGCUGUGGUGCUGGUGGUGCUCAUCACCGCAGUCCUCUUGUUGGUGGCCUAUGUUCGCAAGCAACGCAGCAAUACGCAGGUUGCAGUGAACUUUGAUGGAAUGGGGGGUGACGCCGAUGAUGAGCUGUAG